Molecule: messenger RNA, 1461 nt
Organism: Capronia epimyces CBS 606.96
Lineage: Eukaryota; Fungi; Ascomycota; Eurotiomycetes; Chaetothyriales; Herpotrichiellaceae
Product: sorting nexin-4
Exons: 2
Coding region: 1-1461 (486 amino acids)
Biological process (GO): cytoplasm to vacuole targeting by the Cvt pathway; autophagy
Cellular component (GO): phagophore assembly site
Molecular function (GO): phosphatidylinositol binding
Source: RefSeq, a predicted model, not a curated record
AUGGACGACCACGGCGACUUUGACAGUGUUUCGUGGCAACGAGAGGAUGCACAACAGGCCGAGUCAUCCGCGCCUUUCCAAGCCGACCUGCCCAGCCGACCUGGCACUGGCCGGAGAAGCGACAGCAUAUCCCGAGAGCCGCAGGCAGGUGAGCAUGCCGAUAACGUUGAUUUGGCGGGCAUAGGCCGGGAUGGUAUCCUGGAAGUCAUAGUGGACAGCCCACUGAAGGAGAAUGAUGGUACAAAGGACGCAUAUGUGUCAUAUUUGGUUACUACUCAUACGGAUUUCAAGACGUUCCAGAAGACCGAUUUCUCUGUGAGACGACGCUUCACAGACUUUGUGUUCCUUCGGCAGACUUUACAUCGAGAUUACCCGGCAUGUGCCGUACCUCCACUGCCCGAGAAGAACAACAUGGCAUAUGUGAGAGGGGAUCGGUUCAGCACAGAGUUCACUCAACGCCGGGCGUGGUCAUUACAUCGAUUUUUGAAGCGCUGUACUCUACAUCCAGUUCUACGCAGGGCCCCGAUACUUUUAUUGUUUCUGGAAACCGCCGAUUGGAACUCGCAGAUGCGCAUGAGACCUCCGAGAGGUACCGUCACCGGGGAAAGCGGCGCCAAUGCAGCCGCUCCGUCAGGUUUCUUCGAUAAUGUCGCAGAUACAAUGCUCAAUGCCUUCUCCAAGGUUCACAAGCCCGAUAAGAGGUUUAUAGAAGUCACGGAAAGGGCGAACAAGCUCGACGAGGAUCUUUCGCAUGUGGAAAAAAUCGUGGCUAGGGUGGUUCGGAGGGAGGGCGACCUGGAGUUUGAUUAUGCCGAUUUGGCAACCAACAUGCGGAGACUUACUCCUCUAGAGCCCACCAUUGAGGCCCCAGUACAGACCUUCGCUGGCUGUGUGGAAGAGACGUCCAAGGGCUGGAAAGCUAUCAAGGACCACACUGACCAGAACUAUCUGGGAAGUCUGCGGGACAUGGAAGCUUACAUCAACUCUGUGAAAUCAUUACUGAAGACCCGGGAGCAAAAGCAACUCGACUUUGAGGGCCUCACUGAGUACUUGCAGAAAGCGACAUCCGAGCGCGACAUACUCGCAUCAAACAAUCCAUAUUCCCAGGGCUCAAAUCUCAAUCCUGCCACCUUCAUCCGACAUAAAGUGGAGGACAUGAGAGGCGUUGAUCACGAAGCGGCGAGAAAAGACCGAGCGCGGAAACUGGAACUCAAGAUUGCCGAGCUGAACCGCGAAGUCGAGAGUGCCAAAUCGACCAGUGAAAUGUUUGAUGAGCAAGUUGUUCGGGAAGUGGCGGAUUUCGAGAGGAUAAAGGGCCAGGAAUUCAGAGAUACCCUCGGCGCGUUAGCGACACAACACAUGGAUUUCUAUCAGAAUGUCAUAUCGACAUGGGAACGAUUCUUGGUCGACAUGGAUGCGGACAAGCAUGUGCACAAGGAUAAGGGCAGGGCGGCGUCUUGA